This is a messenger RNA of Megalobrama amblycephala (Wuchang bream), 933 nucleotides long. It is a transcript of the gene rps4x, whose product is annotated as ribosomal protein S4 X-linked. Gene Ontology annotation, molecular function: structural constituent of ribosome; RNA binding. Gene Ontology annotation, cellular component: ribosome; cytosolic small ribosomal subunit. NCBI's taxonomy places the organism in Eukaryota, Metazoa, Chordata, Actinopteri, Cypriniformes, Xenocyprididae. The record is from RefSeq and is a predicted model, not a curated record. Gene Ontology annotation, biological process: translation. Bases 84 to 875 code for a protein of 263 amino acids. The transcript is spliced from 7 exons.
UCCGACUGUCCUUCUUCGGCACCGGUAGUUCAGCUUAUCUUCCGCUGACAGGAAGUCGCUGGUCCUUUUCCCCAGACUCCAACAUGGCCCGAGGACCGAAGAAGCAUCUGAAGCGCGUCGCAGCUCCUAAACACUGGAUGCUGGACAAACUCACCGGAGUAUUUGCUCCUCGUCCUUCCACCGGUCCCCACAAACUGAGGGAGUGCCUGCCCCUCAUCAUCUUUCUGAGGAACCGCCUCAAGUACGCUCUGACCGGAGAUGAGGUCAAGAAGAUCUGCAUGCAGAGGUUCAUCAAAAUCGAUGGCAAGGUCCGCACUGAUGUCACCUACCCCACUGGCUUCAUGGAUGUGGUCAGCAUUGAGAAGACCGGAGAGAACUUCAGGCUGAUCUAUGAUGUCAAGGGACGCUUUACAGUUCACCGCAUCACAAAUGAGGAGGCCAAGUACAAAUUGUGCAAGGUGAGGAAAAUCCUCAUUGGCACAAAGGGAAUCCCACAUCUGGUGACCCACGAUGCCCGCACCAUCCGUUACCCUGAUCCUCUUAUCAAGGUCAACGACACCAUCCGUAUUGACCUGGACACAGGCAAAAUUACAGAUUUCAUCAAGUUUGAAACAGGCAACAUGUGCAUGGUGACCGGAGGUGCUAACUUGGGGCGUAUUGGUGUGAUCACCAAUAGAGAGAAGCAUCCUGGCUCUUUUGAUGUGGUGCAUGUUAAAGACAGCACUGGGAACAGCUUUGCCACCAGGCUCACCAACAUUUUUGUCAUUGGCAAGGGCAACAAGCCAUGGAUUUCCCUGCCACGUGGAAAGGGUAUCCGCCUGACCAUUGCUGAGGAGAGAGACAAGAGAUUGGCUGCCAAACAGAGCAGCAGCUAAGUCAACUGGACUAGCACACACCUUGGUUUCAAAAUAAAAAGUUAUUUACAACAGUGAA